AUGAGGCAAAUAUUUUCCAUUUCGGAUAUUCCCGAAUUCUCCAGAAAGGAACGCAUUGUAGUUGUUGGUAUUAUAGGUAAAUCACCAUACCGUUACCCCAAUAAAACUACUCCUCUUCUGCCCUCUGUCCAGUGUGAAGAAAAUGGCAUUGAAUGCCAUUGGGAUGAGAGGAAAGGAGUAUUAUAUCUUCAUGCAGUUACAUAUCUUGAUACUAAAAGUUUGGUGUCACUGGCAACAAACCUUGAUGAGAAUUCUAAGAGUACAGUAAAAGAUGCAGAUGCAGCGCAUUGGUUAGUGGCAUCUGGGGAGCUAGCUAUGGAGUCAUGCAAGUCCAUCGCAUUGAUAUUUCAUUUAUGUCAUAUUGUAAUACUGUCUUCACCCACACCUGUAUUUGAUCUAGGUUACUUACAACUAUUUAAAGCAGUUGAUGGUUAUAGGGCAGAACUUAUUGCAAAAACAACUGCUGCUAUACUUUCUUCUGAAGCUGGAAGUGCAUGGAAGACUCAUGGUAGGCCUUGUUGUCCUCGCUUGCUCUUCCAUUUCCGAAGAGCUCCCACUCCAUUGAAAAAGGCCCCGGCAGCUUUGAAAAGAUUAGAGCAUGCAGUGGAAGAUCAAAUAUAUUUUAUAUUAAGGAAGGCCAGAAUAAUCACCAAUGUUUGUGCCAAAUCUCUGUUUGCAAUACCCAAGAAUGAAGAAUUUGUGUACAUAAAUGCAGAUGAUGGUAAAAAUUGUGCUAGAGAUGUGAGCUCUCUUAUUAAAGGUUUGGUACAUCUCUGUACUGGCACAGAGCCUGAACCACCCACACAAAGAAGUUCCUUCAGACAGUUCUUACGAGGACACUUGGAUUUAGCAUUUGGGGAAGGAUUUGAUGACAAUGUCGGCAAAUAUGCCAUGAGCACUUCCUUCUUUGAGCUACCCAGUGCUUCGUCAUGGCGAGCGGCGGCGCAGGCUCUCACACCCGUUUAUUUGCAAGAGUCCCCAAAAAGUGACAACGAGGAAGCAGGUGGCGCCCUCUUUGACGCACUUGCUACUGAUGUACGGUUCUCACAGGCGAGAUGUGCUAAGGUGUUGCCCAUUGCUCAAGCGUCCUACGCUGAAGGCCUACCAUCACAUUACUCCAGUCAACAUCACGCACACAAGGUGAGCGUGGCGCUGGGCGUGGCGGAGGCGAUGGCGCGCGGGCCGCUGGCGGCGGCGGGGCGCGCGCGGCUGCGGGCCGCCUGCGCCGCGGCGUGGCGCGCGCGCCGCCUGUGCGAGGCGCCCUCGCUCACCGCGCACCCCUGCGUGCACCCGCAGCAUGACAGCUCCAAGGAGCACUCGUCGGGCGUACGCUACAUCAGCGCGUGCAACUGCGGGCGCACCAAGUGCCCGCGCGACGACCCCUACACCGUGAAGAAGGCCAACCACGGCUUCUACAGCUACGCGGCGGACGAGUGCGGCGUGUGCGCCACGCUGCAGGCCAUCGACUUUCCUGUUUUCCAACCUUCUACACCUAGUUUUAGGGCAGCAUCAGUGAAAGGCUCAACAGAGGAACCAGUGGAGGGGUCAGAAGUUAAAGAACCGGAGGAGUCCCCCGCGGCGCUGACAUCCCCGCAGUCGCGCUCCUGGACGCCGCCCGACGAGCUGUCCCCGGGCUCCGCGCGCGACGAGGACGAGGACGAGCCGGCCGCCUGCAGCGAGGACGGCAUAGAGGUGGUCACCGUGCAGGGUACUAGCUCAGAAAAAUCAAUAAGCCGUCAACCGUCAACAACAGAGUACUUACCAGGGAUGCUGCACACUGCCAGCCCGGCUAACCUCUUACCGGCCUUCCCGAGCUGGUCUUUAGUGUGCUUGGGAGCAUCUUCCCUGUACUCCCACAGUGCAGGACUGCCUGAACACCUGCAGCCAGGGUUUCUUCCUCAUACAAAUUACUUGCUACCCUGGGACUGUGCGGUCAGGAUGGACGCUUGGAGGGCGAGAGCGAGGAAAACCCCCACACAUAACUUGACUGUGAAGAUAUUUAUCGGAUUUGAAUAUGAAUGUCCUAGAGGACACAGGCUGAUGAUGUCAUCCCCGGACACGGUGGUGAACGGCGGGUCGAGCGCGUGGGCGCGCGACGCGGGUGCGGCGGGCGCGCGCCUGGCCGCCGCCGCCAUGCCGCUGCGCGCGCCCUGCCUGUGCCGCGCGCCGCCGCCCGCCCUCGCCGCCCGACCCGCCGCGCGCCCCGCCGCCCACGCCGCCCGCCUCGCGCGCCUGCACGUCGUCACGCCCAAGGCGCCCGUGCACGUCACCCUCGACCCCAAGGUGCAACCAGUCCCAGGGGGCCCGAUCUUCGUCCCGCAGCCGGCGGGUGAGCCUCCCAUCAAACUGUCGGCCUCCACGUACUGGAUCCUGCGCUUCCCGUACGUGUACGCAGACGAGCGCGGCGUGCUCCCGCACCACCAUCCCGGCACCCUCAUCCCGCCGCUCUUCGGCCUGCAGGAG
This is a messenger RNA of Brenthis ino (lesser marbled fritillary), 2463 nucleotides long. Lineage: Eukaryota; Metazoa; Arthropoda; Insecta; Lepidoptera; Nymphalidae. The record is from the annotation of a GenBank genome assembly.